UUGCGUUUUGGAGUAGCUAGCCUACGGCUGUCAGGUAGAGAGAGAGAGAAACGCGAAGCCUUUCUUUCAACUCUCUCACAGGUCUUAAGCCCUAAAGACUUGGGAGUCGAACUCUGGUGGUGAUCUAUCUCUCGUCUUACCUCUCCCGUUCUUAAAGAUUACUUUCCGUCAGGAUCUUCGGUAAUGGCUUGCUUGCGUGGUAUCUCGAAGAGAGUUAAUCUCUUACAGAGACGAGUUUACCCAACGUGUGGUCAUCUCAUCAGUAACGACAAAGAUGAAACUAAACCGAGUUCUGAUGCAGUGAUGAUCCCUAAACUCUUUGGGGCUAACAACAAGCUUACCUCUAUGUUUACGGAGAGGCAGUUUGCUGCUCCCUUGGGACUUGGAUUGUCUUCUUGUCGGUACAUGAGCUCCUCAUCUACUACACCACCACCGACGGAAUGGUCUGAUAAAGUUGAUGGUAUCGACUUUGUUGCACCUCAAGUCGUUCCUGAUCAGAUCGUUGAAGCUGUGACGAUGACAAGCCAAGCUGUUCCUGCUGUGAACGAGGUUGCUAUUGCAGCUGCGGAUUCUGCUUUUCCUGUUGCUGCUUUGCAGCAUCUGAUUGAUGCUCUUCAUUCCUUUACUGGCUUGAACUGGUGGGCUUCGAUAGCUUUGACUACUGUGCUCAUUCGUGGAGUUACAAUUCCCAUUCUUUUGAAUCAACUUAAGGCUACUUACAAACUCAAUCUUCUGAGGCCUCAACUGGAGGAGCUAAGACAAGAGAUGGGCAAUAAGGGUACGGAUCCUGAAGCCAUGGCAGAAGGCCAAAGACGGAUGCAGUUAUUGUUUAAACAGCAUGGGGUAACUCCGUUUACACCUCUCAAAGGACUUAUUAUUCAAGGCCCCAUCUUCAUCAGCUUUUUCUUUGCGAUCAGGAAUAUGGCCGAGAAAGUACCGUCAUUUAAAACCGGUGGAACUCUUUGGUUUACUGACCUCACCACUGCAGAUACUACAUAUAUCUUGCCACUUCUCACCGCAGUUACUUUCAUUAUUAUGGUGGAGUCCAACAUGCAGGAAGGUAUGGAAGGGAAUCCAGUAGCAGGAACUAUGAAGAAAUUCUCAAGAAUCAUUGCCAUUCUCUCUAUUCCAAUUUUGAUGGGCAUUGAAAAGGCAUUGUUCUGUUACUGGCUCACUUCCAACCUGUUUACCCUUGGGUAUGGACUAGCACUAAGACGUCCUGAUGUGAGGAAGCUCUUGAAUCUACCGAAUGUUGGCACCUCUUCUUCCACCGGGCAGCCAUCUCCGCCGCCUUCGCCUAUUCCAUUUUCCUUUGAGCAGCCAAAAGACCAAAGUGUUGUUGGUCAUGAAGAUCCUCCUAUGCAUUCCUCCCAAGAUCCUCAUGUGUCUUCUUCCUCCGAGUCAUCUUCGAGUGUUCCAGAGAGAAGAAUCUCCAGGAGUUCAGUUCUGAAUCAGAGAAUCAGAACUCUGGAGAGACAACUCAAAGACCGAAAGAAGAAGUGACCGGUUCUUUCUGUAUUUUUUUUUUAUGUUAAAGUUGUUUUGCUUGAACUGGCGGAGAUACAAUAGAAGGAAGGGAUUAAGUAUCCCCCGGAAUUUAAGGUUUUGAAUAUGAUGGCAAUAAUCAAUCAAAGUCAUAUGGAUUACUCUGAA
Raphanus sativus (radish) is the source of this 1653-nucleotide messenger RNA. Its product is annotated as mitochondrial inner membrane protein OXA1-like. The transcript has 10 exons. Gene Ontology annotation, biological process: mitochondrial respiratory chain complex IV assembly; protein insertion into mitochondrial inner membrane from matrix. The record is from RefSeq and is a predicted model, not a curated record. Gene Ontology annotation, molecular function: membrane insertase activity. NCBI's taxonomy places the organism in Eukaryota, Viridiplantae, Streptophyta, Magnoliopsida, Brassicales, Brassicaceae. The coding region runs from base 184 to 1503 and encodes 439 amino acids. Gene Ontology annotation, cellular component: mitochondrial inner membrane.